AUGCUGAGUGAAGACUUCUCAAUAACACAACUGGCAGUCCCAGCUGUCAGUGUGCUGAUUGCGUUCCUGGCUUAUACGUCCCAGUACUUCUUUCUGCACUUCGAAUCUGUGCCUCUUACAUCAGAGGAGACUUGGAAAAUCAACAUAUUCGCCGUAUGCAUCUGGAUAUGUUAUUAUCGAACUUGCUUUGUAGAUCCGGGGCGACUCCCGAAGUCGGAACAACGUCCAAAGCCCAAGGAGCAAGAUAGUGACGAAGUCACUGGCCGCCAACGAUGGUGUCGUAAAUGCGAAGCUUACAAACCGCCACGCGCUCAUCAUUGCAAAACUUGCAAGAGGUGCAUUCCAAAAAUGGAUCAUCACUGCCCCUGGACCUCGAACUGUGUUUCUCAUUUUACACUUCCUCACUUCAUGCGCUUUUUGUUUUAUGCAUCUGUCGGCAUGUUGUAUCUCGAAACUCUUCUUUGGCAGCGAGCCUCAUAUGUAUGGAAGAAUAGCCAUCUGCCAAGCGUGAGUAAACCAACGUCUCCACCAUUUCAAGUUGCUAAUAUCGCACAGUACAUGGGACCUACGAUAAGUCAGCUUAUUCACCUUUUCGUCUUGCUCGUUGUCAACGGCUUCACGGCAUUUGCUCUGAGCAUCCUUCUCCUUCGGAGUCUUUGGACGAUCGGGUCUAAUACCACCACCAUCGAAACCUGGGAAAUCGAGAGGCAUGCAACUCUUGUGCGGCGUGCCCGUGUGCUUGGCGGGUAUCUUGAAGGCCCUGGCGGAAUCCGGGUCUAUAUCAAGAAGCAGGAAUAUCCUUACGACAUCGGAAUCUGGGCCAAUAUCAAGCAGGCCAUGGGUGGAAGUGCAAAUGUGAUAGGUUGGUUCUGGCCACUUGCUGCAAGCCCCGAUCGUCGCACCGGUUGGGAGUUUGAGACAAAUGACUUUGAAGAUCCCGGUCUUUCGUGGCCCCCUCCCGACCCAGACAGAAUCCCGAUACCGGCCAGUGCCAAGCCACCAUACAACUAUCGCAUGCCUCAGUAUGAUACUAUACAAGAUGAGAUCGAUGCCUUCAAUCGUCGCAAAGAAGAAGACAUGAAACGGUUCCAGCAAGCUUCGGGGCUACAGCGUCGCAAGCCAUUCCACGACAGACAUCACAGAAUUGAAUAUUCCGGCAGUGAAAGCGACGACUCCGAAGCUAGCUCUCGCAAUUACUCAGACGAAGGCGAGGAGUCGUGGCGCAACGCAGAGGGAGAGCGCUUACGCGACUUUGGGGUUGAUGAAGAAGUCGAGUUCUACGACGAGGAAGACAUCCCUCUUGCUGUUCUCAUUGAACAACGCAAGCAGCAAAAAUCUCGGAAUUGA
Molecule: messenger RNA, 1347 nt
Organism: Penicillium olsonii
Lineage: Eukaryota; Fungi; Ascomycota; Eurotiomycetes; Eurotiales; Aspergillaceae
Source: the annotation of a GenBank genome assembly